UCGAAAAUAAAUAUGCAAGCAAUCAACAAUACCCAAAUACUUCAGUAUAAUGGAAUAAAAAUUAUGAACAUUCCUAGUCUAGAGAGCGAGAGCGUAAUCAACAUAAUUAAUAUAAUUUCGAAGAGUAUUGAUUUUCCCUUCAAUGAAAACAAAAUCAAUCAAUGCUACCGAAUGCCAUCUCGGAACUCAAAGGUUAUUUCUCCUAUUAUAUUGAAAUUCAACAGCAAAUCGGACCAGAGAGGAUUCCUAUUGUCGGCGCGGAAGUCAUUCUGAAGACUGGGCUGCUGGGUAUAGAACCUAACAGACCAAUUUUUGUUCAAGAAUUGAUGUCACCCUACUUUUAUUCGCUAUUCAAACGUGCAAAGGAUCUUCAAUCAAGAGGUGUGCUCAAGUAUGUGUGGUUCAGGAAUAACGAGCUUCUGAUUAAGAAAUCAAACUCAAAUAAAGCCAUUCAAAUCAGAUAUGUUGAGGACAUAGGUGCUUUGGUUGGGGAUAAUCCUCAGUAUUCGAGAGACGAUUUGAAAUGUUGGAGGAUUGUGUAAUGUGUUUAUUAACGAGCGAAGUGAGGUCUAAGAUUCAAGUCGACGGUUUGGCAUUUCUCUUAAUGUUUAAAUGUUUGAAUGUUUAUAUU
This is a messenger RNA of Nilaparvata lugens (brown planthopper), 631 nucleotides long. RefSeq lists its product as uncharacterized. Lineage: Eukaryota; Metazoa; Arthropoda; Insecta; Hemiptera; Delphacidae. The coding region runs from base 162 to 542 and encodes 126 amino acids. The record is from RefSeq and is a predicted model, not a curated record. The transcript is spliced from 2 exons.